UUCCGCUUCCGGUCCGUCGCCUCCUUCGGUUUCUUCCCGUCUCUUUGGCGGCUCCCCUCCCCCGCCUGGCUAUCCGCGCCCCUGCCGGGCGCCGGGGCGGCGGGGCCCUCGGCGUGCGGCCUUCCCUGCGUCCGCGCGUGCGCCCGUGCGCGCCUCGCCGCUGCCGCCCGCGGCUUGGCGUGUGCCCCCGACACCGAGGCCGAGCGGGGGCAGGGGGCUGACCGCCAUGACCCCCCGCAGCCAGGCGUGAGGGGGCCGAGAUGCAGUGACCCGCCAACACCUGCUGAGGCCUCCCUCCGAGAGUCACCCAAUCACUCCACGCCUUGGGGGGCCUGUGCCCCUCACUGCUGCUGGGCACCAUGUCGACCUCAUCCCUGAGGCGCCAGAUGAAGAACAUUGUCCACAACUACUCGGAGGCAGAGAUCAAGGUUCGAGAGGCCACAAGCAAUGACCCCUGGGGCCCAUCCAGCUCCCUCAUGUCCGAGAUUGCCGACCUCACCUACAACGUUGUGGCUUUCUCGGAGAUCAUGAGCAUGAUCUGGAAGCGGCUCAACGACCACGGCAAGAACUGGCGGCACGUCUACAAGGCCAUGACGCUGAUGGAGUACCUCAUCAAGACCGGCUCAGAGCGCGUGUCGCAGCAGUGCAAGGAGAACAUGUAUGCCGUGCAGACGUUGAAGGACUUCCAAUAUGUGGAUCGAGAUGGCAAGGACCAGGGAGUGAAUGUGCGUGAGAAGGCCAAGCAGCUAGUGGCCCUGCUGCGAGACGAGGACCGGCUGCGGGAGGAGCGGGCACACGCGCUCAAGACCAAGGAGAAGCUGGCGCAGACUGCCACGGCCUCAUCAGCAGCUGUGGGCUCUGGGCCCCCGCCUGAGGCGGAGCAGGCAUGGCCGCAGAGCAGCGGAGAGGAGGAGCUGCAGCUCCAGCUGGCGCUGGCCAUGAGCAAGGAGGAGGCCGACCAGCCCCCGUCCUGCGGCCCUGAGGACGACGUCCAGCUCCAGCUGGCCCUUAGUUUGAGCCGAGAGGAGCAUGAUAAGGAAGAGCGGAUCCGUCGUGGGGACGACCUGAGGCUGCAGAUGGCCAUAGAAGAGAGCAAGAGGGAGACGGGGGGCAAGGAGGAGUCGUCCCUCAUGGAUCUUGCCGACGUCUUCACAGCCCCGGCUCCUCCACCAGCCUCCGACCCCUGGGGAGGCCCAGCACCCAUGGCUGCUGCCAUCCCCACGGCUGCCCCCACCUCGGACCCCUGGGGGGGUCCCCCUGUCCCUCCAGCUGCUGAUCCAUGGGGUGCUCCAGCUCCCACGCCAGCCUCUGGGGACCCCUGGAGACCUGCUGCCCCCUCAGGGCCCUCGGUUGACCCUUGGGGUGGGACCCCUGCCCCUGCAGCUGGAGAGGGGCCUGAUCCGUGGGGAAGCUCCGAUGGUGGGGCCCCUGUCAGUGGACCCGCAGCUUCUGAUCCCUGGGCACCAGCCCCAGCUUUCUCAGACCCCUGGGGAGGGUCACCUGCGAAGCCCAGCACCAACGGCACCACAGCAGUUGGGGGCUUCGACACGGAGCCUGACGAGUUCUCUGACUUCGACCAACUCCGCACAGCCCUGCCGACCUCUGGGAGCAGCACAGGGGAGCUGGAGCUGCUUGCAGGAGAGGUGCCUGCCCGCAGCCCUGGGGCAUUCGACAUGAGUGGGGUUGGGGGGUCUCUGGCUGAGGCUGUGGGGAGCCCCCCACCUGCAGCCACCCCAACCCCCACGCCCCCCACCCGGAAGACGCCGGAGUCAUUCCUGGGGCCCAAUGCAGCUCUUGUUGACCUGGACUCUCUGGUGAGCCGGCCGGGCCCCACGCCGCCAGGAGCCAAGGCCUCCAACCCCUUCCUGCCAAGUGGAGCCCCGGCCACUGGCCCCUCUGUCACCAACCCCUUCCAGCCUGCCCCACCUGCGACGCUCACCCUGAACCAGCUCCGGCACAGCCCUGUACCGCCAGGCCCUGGAGCACCCCCCUACAUCUCUCCCCUUGGUGGGGGCCCUGGCCUGACCCCAGUGCUGCCCCCGGGUGCCCCGGCCCCCGGCACGAACCCCUUCCUCCUAUAAUCCAGGGCGGGAGGGGCCUGGCCUGGCCUGGCCCUGCCUCCCCCUUUCUGCUCCCUGGAGAUCAGUGCUGUGAGUGCAUGUGAAAUGGGCCCACCCAGCGCCCUUCCCUCUCCCAGCACCCACUCACACUACGCCCUCCUCCCACGUCCCCACCCCUCCUCCCCGAAGAGAAGCUGGACACGGGGUGGGGAGGGGCGCUGGCCAGAGGAGGACCCCGUUCCCGAGGCAUUAGGAGGGGGAGGGACGGCUGGGCCCCUACCCAUUCCCCCUCCCUCCAAACUCCUGCCCCCCCAUCAGUGUUUGAGCCUCCUCCUUCCCGUACGCACCCCUUGGUGAAUCCUUGGUGAUGAUUUUGGCAACUUCGGGAAUAAAUGGCAAUUCUCAUGGG
Lemur catta (Ring-tailed lemur) is the source of this 2469-nucleotide messenger RNA. RefSeq names its product epsin 1 (gene EPN1). Gene Ontology annotation, molecular function: phospholipid binding; clathrin binding. Lineage: Eukaryota; Metazoa; Chordata; Mammalia; Primates; Lemuridae. The transcript has 11 exons. Gene Ontology annotation, cellular component: plasma membrane; endosome; clathrin vesicle coat. Gene Ontology annotation, biological process: endocytosis. Bases 360 to 2081 code for a protein of 573 amino acids. The record is from RefSeq and is a predicted model, not a curated record.